AUGGGAUAUGCCUUCUUUUGCAGAGCAAAACCACUUACGUGGCACAGAAGAUAUUUCACACUCAUCAACCAGUUCACCAUUACCAGUAACCUCCCGUCGCCUAUUCAGAAUAGCACCAAACCGAUAGCAAAUACAACUGCUGUCACAUCUAAGAUCGAACCUAUAUCAUUGGAAGAUAAGGUGAUCGAUGAAUUCCUGGAUGAG
Molecule: messenger RNA, 204 nt
Organism: Acaulospora morrowiae
Lineage: Eukaryota; Fungi; Glomeromycota; Glomeromycetes; Diversisporales; Acaulosporaceae
Source: the annotation of a GenBank genome assembly